Messenger RNA from Malania oleifera, 3354 nucleotides. RefSeq lists its product as uncharacterized. The coding region runs from base 1 to 3354 and encodes 1117 amino acids. The record is from RefSeq and is a predicted model, not a curated record. The transcript is spliced from 13 exons. NCBI's taxonomy places the organism in Eukaryota, Viridiplantae, Streptophyta, Magnoliopsida, Santalales, Ximeniaceae.
AUGGGUCUGCUUCAUCUCUGUGUUUUCGCUGCAAUGAUGCUUCUGGGUAGCUCUGGCUCUGCUGAAUCAGUUGUUGUUAUUCGUUUUCGCCGCGCUCCUGCCGCUAAAACUAGGCUCUCCAAUGCUGUUUUCCAGUAUGCGGUCGAGACACAAGAUGGCUCCAAUGCUUGUAGCCACAAUCACUGCUCUGUCUACUACAAGCUUGAUGGAGAAAGUUUGAGACCAUGCUCUGAUGAUACCAUAAUAUUGAAAAAUUUAACUGCAAACCGUGAACACAAACUUCUUCUUCAUGUCACAACCCAAGAUGGAGAGAAGAACUCGUCGACUUACUCGUGGUUUAUAGAUAGAGUGCCACCAACAGCAACAAUUUCUAGCGAACAGAAAUACACAAAUGCUGAAAAAAUAGCCAUUGAAGUUACAUUCAGCAAGGCUUGCACCCGGCGGGGUGGGUUCAAGUGUUUCAACUCUUCAAACUGUGAUGUCUUGGUAAAUGGUCCUGCCCAUGUUCAGGCAUCUUCACUACGCAUCAUCAAACCCAACAUCAAAUAUAGCCUUCAGAUUAGUCUCUCCUCGAAAAAUAGAAGACCAGUGCAGUUGGACUGGUGGACAUCAGUUCCGUCAUAUGAGCUGGGGAUCAACGGUGUCCCGCGAACUGUUCUUGCAACCAACAAAAUGGAGAACUUAGAAUUUUUCUUGGACUUCAGCAACCAAAUUGCAAAUACAACAGAACAAGUCUUAAAAGCAUUGCAUGUUAAUUCCGGCAACUUAAUAGCCAUUCGUGGGAAAAGUCACCGAAACCGUCGAUUUGUUUUCAAACUCAACAACAUUUCAGAAACUGAAAUCAUCACAGUUAGACUACAAGCUGCAUCUCUAAUUAGCAUGACAGGAACUCCUGUCACCCCAGCUGCCCCAAUAAUAUUCCUCUAUGAUUCCACAAAGCCUGGUGUAGCGUUAAGUACCAGUUCAGCAAAAGUCACGAAGGAGUUCAACAUCAAUGUGGUAGUUGAGUUCACAAAGCCAGUAUUUGGCUUUGAGGCCUCUGCGGUAGAAGUUGAAGGUGGCAGAAUUAUAAGAUUUGAAGAACUUUCAAGAGCUCUAUAUUCUCUUACAAUAAGGGCAGCAUCCCAGAAAGUGGUCUCUGUCAUUGUUCCCGCAGAGAAAGUAAUUGAUGUUUCAGGAAAUCCUAAUUUGGCUUCUAACCUACUUGAAGUAAAGCAGUACUCUGCUCCUGCCAUAUCAAUUGCUCUCCACUCAUUUGUGACUGUGGGAGUGUUCUCAACAUCACUGGCAGCGGCUCUUCUUUCACUUUCAUCAGCAAAUCUUGGAGUAAUAGGCGCUGUAGGUGCUGGGGACACCACUGCUAUUUCUGACCCAUCAAUGAAUCUACAUGGAAUGGUGGGACAUCUACAAGCAUUUGUCCUCUCAGACUGGUUCUCUGUAAGUCUACCAGUCGAAUAUUCCGAGACAAUAAAAGGCCUAAGAUGGCUUAUACCGCGUGAAAAGCUUCCAUGGGAGAAAGAAAGCACAUCAGUCUGGCCUAAUCAUUUUCAUUUGGACAAAAAUAAGUGGGCAAUUAAAUUUAGUGGCAUGCCCAUUGCAUACCUAAAUCCUGAAAGGGCGUAUCAUUCAAUUGGCUUGAUUUCAGAAAAUUUUUCUUCUUUUUUGUCAUGUCGACAACUAUAUCCGGCAGAGAUUUUCCCCAAUGCCGGUUGGCUCCACAGGAGGCACAAUGUGAGCAUGAAAAACAGCCCUUAUGGUCUACCUCUCAAUUCCAAUGAAUACUUCACUUAUUUUUUGAGAGGAGAGCCCUUGUCUGCUAGUAACGUCGUCAAGAGAAUGGAGAACUACACAGGGUGGCAAGAUUUGAAGAUGAACUUGUUCUGGCUUAGUGUUGGGGCAGGGAGUUUGCUUACAAUACAUUUUCUUAUAUUAAUUUUUCUGAGAUGGAGGACUGGAACAUCAGCUCAUGGGAUUCUUUCAGUACCAAGGUUUGAACUCUUUCUUCUAAUUCUCAUGCUACCAUGUAUCUCUCAGUCAUCAGCAUUUGUCAUCAGAGGUGGUACGUCGUGGGGAAUUUUGGCUGGGACUGUAUUACUAGCCAUCCCUGCAGCCUUUAUUUUAUCAGUCUUCCUUUUUCUUAUAGUUGCAGUUUACCCUGGUACCUUUGUUCGGUACAAAGAAGUCAAGCACACAACUGCAGAGGAACAAUGGUAUAUGAAGCCAUGGGCCUUCUUCACUGGGAAACCUACCAACGGAAAAUGGUUCUAUAGGGAAGGGGUGCCUUCGUCUUUCCUCCCUAGAUUUGGAAUUCUAUUCGAGAGCUGUAAAGGUCCUCCAUUGUUUUUCUUAGAUGAUCAAACUGAUCCGAACAGUGUAUCAACCUGGAUAGAAAGCAGCCAAAGUGGGAUUGGAAGAAUGAAGGCUAUCAGCUCAAAUGACAGCAAUGAAGAAACCAAGGUCCCCAUGUCCAAGCGGCUCUCAGGAUUCGCUAAAUCUUCCUAUAUUAUCAUUGAUCUUUUGCGAAGGGCUGGCUUAGGGAUAUUAUCAGGAGCCUAUUCAUCUCAAGGAUCAAGGCAAGGCUUUUUCGCGUUGACAAUCACGGUAGUACAAUUCCUGUAUCUGUUUACUCUCAAACCAUACAUCGUGAGGAGAGUCUACAUGGUGGAGAGUGUCUCCCUCUUGUGUGAAGCUGGAAUAUUUGGACUGUCAACUGGCAUAACUGGUUCAAAUCCAAUCCAACAGCAUACUCUAAGCUUCAUAAUGCCGACUCUCCUCUUCCUCAGCUUCAUUUCCCUGAUAACAAAUGAGUGGUACACUCUGAUAAAAUGGCUUCUAAGAAUGUAUCAGCCUCAGAAUAAUUCAUUCAAGCUUGGAUUAAAAUGUGCUGCGAAGGGUCUUAUCCUUCCUUUUCUCCCAAGGCAGCAGUGGUCAAGUUUCAUACACGGAUACUCCCAACCCAAAACUGGCCAAGCCCCAAUCCUUCCCCUAGGUCCAGAGAGGGGAUCUGGAAACGUAGUAGCACCACAUAUCAACCCUCUGAGUGCCAUGACCGCAACGAUAGUUCCAAUGCUCAGCCCAGAGUCACCCAGCCUCAAUGCUAUGCAGAGGACAGUUUCCACGACAACGGAUAUAGUGGUCAGUGGACAGAAAACAGGAGGAGGGAAGCAACCAAAAGGUCUCAAAAUGGGACCAAGUAGUGAGCUUAAGAAGCUGAGGGAGUUGGCGAAGGCUAGUUUCCCAGGGACUUCAAUGGGUAAUGAAGCUAGCACCAGCUAUGGUCAGAGAGGGCAAUCUUUCUCCAUUGAAACCCCAUUAGAUGAUUUUAAGCCCUCCUCUUCAAAGCACAGGAAGUGA